GCCUAGACGAUGGGCUUCGAUCCAAAGUAGAUGGGUCAGUAAGUUUGCGAGAUUAGGAAACCUAACACGCCCAGAUCACCUAUCGGAAUCCCACUCAGAUUUCCCAUCUACCUCAAAAUUUUCCAAAGAAAUCCGAUUCAAUUCAAUUUCAAUCCAGUCGAAUCCUUUCAGGUUUCAACCGAACCAACCCUCCAAGUUUAUCAGAUCCAUUCACCCACCCCUUUGUUUGGGAAAGUUCAUCUAUAUUAGUACCACUAGUUGAAAAUUCAUCAAUAGAUGUCGAGGGAAGCGAUCACCAGAGCAAAAACAGGAGCAGCAGCCAUGGAGGAUUCUUUCUUCUGCGAUUUCCGAUUCCAUUCCAAGAUUGACGCUUUCGAUAUCGCUAGCGAAGCAUUUACUGAGCACUAGUCAGCCGUCAACCCCCACCAGCUCUCCUCCUUGUUAUCUGCUUUUCUUUUUUUUUUUUUUAAACCACAAGAAUGAGUCCGAGUAUGUCCAAAUCCGAAAAACAAGAGAACAAGGGUGGUGUUUUAGAGAUUUCGCCGGACGGCCGUUUUAUUAAGUACGAUGAAGUUCUUGGUAGAGGAGCAUUCAAGACGGUAUUCAAGGGUUUUGAUCAAGAAAACGGGACGGAGGUAGCUUGGUACCAAAUUAACCUGGAAGCCGGCAGGGCAGCAGCCUCCUUGGAUGAUUUGCCCAAACUUGCCAGAAGUUUGUUGUCUGAGGCUGCUUUGAUGAAAUCACUCAAGCAUAACAACAUAAUCAGAUGCCAACACUCGUGGGUUGACGAAGAUAACACGAAUGUAAACAUGAUUACUGAGUUGUUUAGUUCGGGAACUUUAAGGGAGUUUAGGAACAAUCACAAGUCCGUCAAUAUCAAGGCCAUCAAGAACUGGGCUAAGCAGAUUUUGGAGGGGCUGAACUAUUUGCAUACCCGUAAUCCACCCAUUGCUCAUAGAGAUUUGAAGUGCGAUAAUAUCUUUGUCAAUGCGAAUCAGGGGGAGGUCAAGAUUGGUGAUCUAGGAUUGGCCACGGUGUUGAAGAAUUCAGGUGUCGCAACAAGUGUUGUUGGGACACCUGAAUUCAUGGCUCCUGAAGUGUAUGACGAGAAGUAUAAUGAACUUGUCGACAUAUAUGCCUUUGGGAUGUGCAUGCUGGAGUUGAUCAUUUGUGAUUACCCUUACAGUGAAUGCACAAAUGUCGCUCAGAUUUACAAGAAGGUCACGAAAGGGGUGAAGCCACUUGCCUUGGGAAAUGUCAAGGAUCCUCAGGUUAAAGGAUUUAUUGAAAAGUGUUUACUUCCUGCAGCUCAGAGACCCAGUGCUGCGCAGCUCUUGAAAGAUCCAUUCUUAUCAUCACCAGAGAGCUUAAAAGGGGAUAAAUGCGAAUCGGGGGUUCGCCCGUCCGCUGUUCUGCCUGAAUCCAACAAUAUUCCGCAGCCUGAUUCCCAAGUCUCCACGAGUAAUGAUGGAUCUAGUUAUAAUAAGGCUUCGACUUCAAGUAAGGCAUCUGCAGCAGGCAUGAUCACGUCAGGUCCUAUCUCUAUAUUAGAAUCUUUGAGGUCCACACAACAGAUACAGCUACGAUUGAGAGGGAAGAGAAUCGAUCAGAAAACAGUUUUGUUUAACUUGCGAGUUGCAGACUUGCAUUGUCCUGUGGCAAACUGUUUUGAGUUUCUCUUUGAUCUUAAAUCUGAUGAUGCGCUUAAGAUCGCUUCAGAGAUGGUUCAAGGGAAGGACUUAACGUAUGGAGAUGUGCCAGUCGCAGUUGAGUUGAUGGACAGCAUGCUUUUGGAGCUUGAACCAACCUGGAAACCUUGCAAUGCAUAUUACAGUGCAAAUAAUGUUGCAUCUGACUGCAGGGAAUUGGGUUCAAAUUGGCAACUUGGCGCUGUGGUUCAUUAGGGAUUCAAUCAGUUGUAAAUGAGAAUUCAAUCAAUUGUAAAUGGAUAGACUCUCUCCAGGACAACAGUUUUUUGGUACACCUUUGUUAUUGUAUAUUAUCAAUAAAAGUGGAUUCUUUUUUCGUUA
This is a messenger RNA of Coffea eugenioides, 2030 nucleotides long. Its product is annotated as probable serine/threonine-protein kinase WNK11. Gene Ontology annotation, cellular component: cytoplasm. The coding region runs from base 480 to 1904 and encodes 474 amino acids. Gene Ontology annotation, molecular function: protein serine/threonine kinase activity; ATP binding. Lineage: Eukaryota; Viridiplantae; Streptophyta; Magnoliopsida; Gentianales; Rubiaceae. Gene Ontology annotation, biological process: protein phosphorylation; intracellular signal transduction. The transcript is spliced from 2 exons. The record is from RefSeq and is a predicted model, not a curated record.